Molecule: messenger RNA, 2245 nt
Organism: Cyprinodon variegatus (sheepshead minnow)
Lineage: Eukaryota; Metazoa; Chordata; Actinopteri; Cyprinodontiformes; Cyprinodontidae
Gene: spsb3a
Product: splA/ryanodine receptor domain and SOCS box containing 3
Exons: 7
Coding region: 348-1466 (372 amino acids)
Biological process (GO): proteasome-mediated ubiquitin-dependent protein catabolic process
Cellular component (GO): SCF ubiquitin ligase complex
Molecular function (GO): protein binding
Source: RefSeq, a predicted model, not a curated record
UAAUAAAAAUAAAUAAAAAUGGUGUUUAUUUUGCUAAUAUUUCUAUUGACUUGUAUUCACAUUUAAUAGUGAACAGACCACUAAUGUAGCUGUGUUAGCAGGAGUUCCUGUGUUUGUUUAUACGGUCACACUAACAGAAAGUAGGUCAUGGAAAAACGAAACGCCUCCUUCCUCCGUGUGUUAACUAUCUAUCCCCGGCAUUAAAGGAGCUCCAUCCUCGGGGAUUACUCGCUGCUGAUGUGUCGCAGGAGGUCAGUUAAACAGCUGGACUGAUGUGGCUCCUUAAAUAUCUGGACUAAACAGAGAUCGCAUAACAAGGCUCUUGGACCUUUGGGACUGCUGCUAGCAUGUCGAGGCGAAGCAGGAACAGCCGUGCUUGGCGUUACGUGUGGGGUGGGCUACGAAGGGAUGCCGAAGCCCGGGCCCUGGCGUUAGCCACCGAAGCCGAACAGUGGCCCAACGACCGACUGGAGUACAGCACAGAUUCUGACUCGGAGAUCGACUUCUCAGCGGUGGUGGUUCCCCCGCUCCCCAGUGCCGUUCCCGUUACAGGAGAGUCGUAUUGCGGCUGCGACUCCAAGGGGAACAGCAGCUACAACCCUCGUAUACGAGGAUUUCUCCAAGUCAGAGACUGCCACUGUGGAGAGGAUGACCAAGAUUUCGACUGGGUUUGGGAUGCAAGCAGCCGUUCAACGGCAACGUUAUUGAGCUGCGACAAUCGCAAAGUGAGCUUCCACACCGACUCCAGCUGCGGCACGGCGGCCGUCCGGGGCUCCAGGGAGCUGGCGGACGGGCAACACUUCUGGGAAAUCAAGAUGACGUCUCCGGUUUAUGGAACGGACAUGAUGGUCGGAAUUGGAACCUGCGAUGUCAACUUGGACAAAUACAGGUACAGGUUCUGCAGUUUGUUGGGGAAAGAUGAAGACAGCUGGGGUCUUUCUUACACUGGCUUGCUGCAUCAUAAAGGAAACAAGUUGAAGUUCUCCUCCCAUUUUGGGCAAGGGUCCAUCAUUGGAGUCCACCUGGACACGUGGCAUGGCACCCUCACUUUCUUCAAGAAUAGAAAGUGUAUAGGUGUUGCAGCUACAAAUCUGCACAAUAAGAGGUUUUACCCCAUGGCCUGCUCCACCGCGGCCAAGAGCAGCAUGAAGGUCAUCAGGUCGUGCUCCGCGCCCACCUCUCUACUGUACCUUUGCUGCGCUCGCCUUCGCCGCCUGCUCCCGGAUGGCAUGGACAUGCUGGAGGUGUUGCCUCUGCCGCCGGGCCUGCGUCAGCUCCUCCACAACAAGCUGGGCUGGGUGCUCAGUCUGAACGGCGGGACCACGGAGGAGACCCCAGACGGCCCAGAGCAGUCCUCCCACUUACCUGCAACCCUGCCGGCUGAACCGUCGUUCUCAGAGAGCGACUCGGAGGGUUGCGCGUCUGACCCCGAAGCCUGCCAGCGGAAGAGAUGCCGCUGGACGUGAUUGGUGGCCUCAAAGUGCUCGCCGUGGUGAAUCGGGGCGGGGUUGAUGGAGUCGUUCAUCUUUACUGUGACGCCAUUCAUAUCGGUAUCCAAACACUUUAAGUCAUCCGUACAGAUAUUCCAUCAUACUAAAGUAUCUAUUCAUAUUGGGGAAGUAGUGAGGUGCUGGAAUGUGUAAUGUACAGUGCAACACUGACGUCAAGUACGGCCAAAUUCUGGUGGUCCUCAUGGGUUUUUGCAAAAGGAAAAAAAUGUCUCUUCUGUGUGGUGUUCUUAAGCUAAAUGUAAUUGGUGCGUUAGCUAAUCGCUCUGUUUUUAAUCCUGAUCAUUCUAUUCGCAGCGGAUUGUUAAUGCUGGAAGUAGAACAUGAGUGCACUCUGCCUCUUUUAAUCAACUAACACAAAUAUUUCUUUUUUUCAAAACGAACACGUUACUAGCUCUGCUAAAAGCUUAAAUUCCUUAUCCUGCCUGCAUUUAUACAUCCAUCUGUAGUGUUUAGCUCCUCUAACGUCUCAUUAUACGCACAUUAUUUAUACUUUAAAACUUUUUUUUAACGUAUCUUUCUAUGCCAAUGGAUUCAACAUGCAGCCUUUUGUACAGUUCUGUUUAUGCAAAGAUGUUUAUUUCCAUCUUAGAACGUAAGCAGCACCUUCCUGAGUCAUUACCAUUUUUACUCCACUAAUUUUAUCAGUUUAUUUCUGUACAGUUUAAAAUGUCUAAACCUGUUAUUUUUGGAGUUUGUAAAUAUAGUAAUAAAGUGUGAUCUCUCCUUCAGCUAAG